UUUGUUAUGGGAAAGAUAAUCGAUGAUUAAUCGAAAAUAAAAGAAGAUAUUAAAUUAAAUGAGUCUAUAGGUCCGAAAUAACUUUUGUAUUAACAUGGCUGCAGAAAUUAAGCCGGCUCAACGCAGUUGUGAUGAUCGUUUCAGUUCGGAGAAGAAGUUGGAAUUGCUAAAUAAACUGGAGGGCAGUGGUGAUGAUAUUAAUUCUGCAAUAUUUAUUCCCGGUGAAAACGGAGUUAUAAGCGUAUCUGAUGACAAAACUAUACGUGUGUGGCUUAAACGGGACUCUGGGCAGUAUUGGCCUAGUAUAUGUGAAAGUAUGCCUUCAGGAGGUACGUCUAUAUAUUAUAAUGCGGCCGAAAGACAAUUGUAUAUUGGUCAGGAUAAUGGAACGGUAACCCAAUACUUAUUUUCUGAUGACUGCAAUCGUCUUUCUUUUGUCCGAGAUUACUUAGCUCAUCAGGGUCGUGUAAUGGAAGUUGUAGUAGCUCAUAUAUUGAAAUGGGUGUUGUCAUGUGGGAAGGACAAAUUAUUCGUCUUUUACUCUACUGAAAAUGGUCAGCGAUUGGGUAGUUACAGUUUUGAGACACCUUGUACUUCACUUCAAUUUGACACCAUGGCGAAAUAUGCAUUCGUUGGAGACAAUGCUGGUAUGAUCACAAUGUUACGAUGUGACGUACAAGGCGUUCAAUUCAUUAAUACCUUUAAAGGACAUACUACCAGUAUUCGAUGCUUGAAAUGGGUAGAAGAACAUCAGUUACUGUUUAGUGGAUCGUGUGACCAAAUGGUUUUUGUAUGGGAUGUUGGAGGAAAACGUGGUACAAUUUAUGAACUACAAGGACACAAUAAUAAAGUUUCAUCACUUGCAUAUGCCAAUCAUACCCAGCAACUAAUAAGCGGAAGUGAAGACUCUGUUAUUGUGUUUUGGGAAAUGAAUGCGAUGCGAAAGGAAGUACCAGGAUGGGUUGAAAACAAUAGUUGUCAACAAUGUCAACGUCCAUUUUUUUGGAAUUUCCGAGCAAUGAUGGACCAAAGACAAAUAGGCAUUCGACAGCACCAUUGUCGACACUGUGGAAAGGCAGUAUGUGACAGUUGCUCUGUAAACCGUAUUAAUAUUCCUAUAAUGGGAUUUGAAUUCGAUGUCCGUUGUUGUGAUCCUUGCUAUAAGCAAUUACAAAGUGUUGAACGUCCUUCAUUGGCUUCGUUUCAUGAUGCAAAACAUUCUAUCAUUAAUAUGGACUUGGAUGAGAAUCGAAAGUUGUUAUUGACCGUCGGACAGGAUCGUAUUAUUAAAAUCUGGGAUUUAUCUUCAAUUUGGGCAUAAUGAAAAUAGCCUAGCUUUAUCUGGAUUUAUGCUGAAAUCCCUUAUUAAGGAUUUCAUUUUGCUAUUACAAAUUAUAUUUAUUAAUGAUUUAUUUCUAUUUAUAUGAAGUUUUAUUCCUUUGGAAGCAUAAUAGCAUGUGUACAAAAAUCGUGUGUGGAUGAUAGAUGCCUGCUGAGUUCCAUUUCUAAAAUUUGUAUUGAAAUUAUUUGUAAUCCUUUGCGCAUAUUGGGAGACACCUAAGCAAAGUUCGCUAUAAAAACUGAAUAAUGCUGUUGUCGUCUUUAUUUGUAUCAUGUAAUGAAUAUUUAAUAAAUGCAUAUGCGGAUUAAUA
This is a messenger RNA of Bactrocera neohumeralis, 1652 nucleotides long. RefSeq names its product WD repeat and FYVE domain-containing protein 2 (gene Wdfy2). The record is from RefSeq and is a predicted model, not a curated record. NCBI's taxonomy places the organism in Eukaryota, Metazoa, Arthropoda, Insecta, Diptera, Tephritidae. Gene Ontology annotation, molecular function: protein binding; metal ion binding. The transcript has 7 exons. The coding region runs from base 95 to 1321 and encodes 408 amino acids.